UACAGGAGGGCUGUGUUAGUGACUGAUGUGCUCUUGCCUUGUGCAUUUGCUCCAGACCCUCACCAUGGACCAACUCUGUGAAGGAAAUGACAGUUUUGCCAUUAAGUUAUUAAAACUGUUGGGUGAAGCAGAAACAUCACGAAAUGUCUUCUUCUCCCCGCUGAGCAUCAACAUUUCCUUGGCCAUGGUCUACCUGGGGGCAAGAGGAGACACUGCAGACCAGAUGUCCAAGGUACUUUUUGUGAACAAGGAUCAGGAUGUCCACCGAGGUUUCCAGUCACUUGUCACUAAAGUUAACAAAACUGGCACUCAGUACUUGCUUAGAAUGGCCAACAGACUCUUUGGAGAAGAAACAUGCGACUUCCUUUCAAGCUUUAAGGAAGCCUGUUGGAAGUUCUACCAGGCCGAGCUGGAGGAGCUGUCCUUUGCCAAGAACACCGAGGGAUGCAGGAAACACAUCAAUGACUGGGUGGCAGAGAAGACAGAAGGUAAGAUUUCAGAGGUGCUGGGUGCUGGGACAGUUGGUCCCCUGACUAAGCUAGUUCUUGUCAAUGCUGUCUAUUUCAAAGCAAAGUGGAAUGAGCAAUUUGACAGAAAGCACACAAGAGGAAUGCUGUUUAAAACUAACAAGGAGGAGAAGACAGUGCAGAUGAUGUUUAAGAGAGCCAAGUUUAAAAUAGGGCACAUAGAGGAGGUGCACUCGCAGGUGCUGGAGCUGCCCUAUGCAAAUGAAGAUCUGAGCAUGCUCAUUUUGCUUCCUGAUGACAACACGGAUCUUACUGUGGUGGAAAAGGCACUUACAUAUGAUACCUUCAGAGCUUGGACCAAUCCAGAAAAGAUGACCAAGAGCCAAGUGGAAGUGUUCCUUCCCGUACUAAAACUGGAGGAGAGUUACGACUUAGAGUCUGUUCUUCAACAUUUAGGAAUGACGGACGCCUUUGAGGAAACCAAAGCUGACUUCUCAGGCAUGUCAUCUAGGAAGAAUGUACCUUUGUCCAAAAUUUCCCACAAGUGCUUUGUGGAGGUCAACGAGGAGGGCACAGAGAUGGCUGCAGCCACGGCCGUAGUCAGGAAUACCCGGUGCAGCCGAAUGGGUCUGAGGUUUUGUGCAAACCACCCCUUCCUUUUCUUCAUCAGGCACAAUGAAACCAACAGCCUCUUGCUUUGUGGCAGAUUUUGUUCUCCGUAAUGUGGUGUGGAUGCUGUGCCAGCGUCUCUUUCUG
This is a messenger RNA of Ochotona princeps (American pika), 1223 nucleotides long. Its product is annotated as serpin B8. Gene Ontology annotation, biological process: negative regulation of endopeptidase activity. Gene Ontology annotation, molecular function: serine-type endopeptidase inhibitor activity. The coding region runs from base 26 to 1189 and encodes 387 amino acids. The record is from RefSeq and is a predicted model, not a curated record. Gene Ontology annotation, cellular component: cytoplasm. The transcript is spliced from 6 exons. NCBI's taxonomy places the organism in Eukaryota, Metazoa, Chordata, Mammalia, Lagomorpha, Ochotonidae.